GCCAUGCAUACAUUCUUCAAAUGACAAGCAAGAGCGAAAGAAGAAGAAAUAUAACAAAGAGUUUUCUUUCUCUUCCCUUUGAUUCAUUCCCUCUUCCUUUGUGAGUAAUUACUUCCAACAAAAGCAACCAUGCCAUCUUCACUAUCUCCGGCACCAUCUCAAGCCCACUACCUCCAACACCUCCUAGACUCAUCCCGCCCCUUCCUCCGCGAUGAACUUGAAUCUGUCGACAAGAAUUUGCCUUCACUGGUGGCCGUCUUGCGCUCUGCUGGAGCUGGUGAGUCGUGGCACAAGCUUAGCAAUUUCCUUGACCACCUUGUUGACAUAUACCGUAUUCUCAAGAUUUGGAAAGCACCAAACUCCGUGUGCCUUUGUGGCCUCCUCCACUCCUCCUAUGCCAUUUCCAACACCAACCUGGGUAUAUUCGAUCCCUCUACGGAUCGUGAAGUGGUUCGCACCCAUGUUGGGGAUGAGGUGGAGAGGUUAAUCCACUUGUACUGUAUUGUCCCAAGACAUCAUCUCAUUCGUCAUGAUCUUUUAUUCCAUUACUCUGAUUCAGAACUCGUCGAACACCUUAAGCUUUCAGAGAUAUCGUUGAGUAAUGCCAUGCACAAGGCGUUGUUCAAUGAAGAAGAACCAUGGAGGAAGAAGCUGCAGGCUCUUCUCCCCGCUGACGGGAUUACUGUGAAGCACGUUAAAACCAGCCAAGAUGUCCCAGUUUCUCGAAGGGUGGUCGCGGUUUUCCUUUUAAUGACCUUGGCAGAUUUCAGUGAACAAUAUUUUGGCUUUCAAGACGCUCUCUUUGAAAACUUCAAUGGUCGCCUUGAGAUUUCAGGCAACAACUGUGCCGCUUUGUGGCCUGGCGAUGGCAAGCCAGGUUUAUGGUUGAAUUAUCUAUCGAGGUUGGGAGCGCUAUAUAAUCUGAUAGUGAGAGAGGAAGAGAUUUUUAAGGAAGAGAGGAAAAGGGUUGGUGGUGGAGCUGAAUACAAACACACACAAAGAGAUGAAGAUAUUGAGCUUGUGGUGCCACCGGUUUUUGAAAACUGUAAGAGGGUUUUAGAUGCAGGGGAGCAAAUAGUUGCAAGGGACUUGUAUUGGGAAGCUGUUUGUGAUAUGUCUAAGAAGAACCCUGAGGAGUUGCUUUUGAGGAGCAUUGAGAAGAACCCUUUUGUGGGGGAGCCGCAUGUGGUGUUGGGUCAGGUUUAUUUGACCAAAGGGAUGUUUGAGGAGGCUGAGAGAGGGCUAACCCUUAUGUUGGAGUGGGGGAGUUCAUGGGAUAAGAGGAUGUCUUGGAAAGUAUGGAUUGCUUGGGCUAGAGUUUUGUUGAUCAAGGCUAAGGAAAAGUCAUGGCCAAAGACUUCUGGGGGCAUCUACAUCUUGGGUCUUGUGAAAUAAAAUUGGAGUACAGCCUUGGAUUUGUGUGACUCAAUAAUAAUAAUAAUAAUUAAAUAAUGGCGUUGUUAAUCACACACUUGUGUGUGCGCAUCACGUGAGCUGAAAUCGUGUUACAUUUCAGCUAGAUUGUGAAAUUGUGUAUCAUUUUGAAUUUAUAUUUGAAAUCUGUUUUGAACGCUUGAUUUUUAAGUAUGGUGUGUAUGUUGUGAACAGAGUACAACAACAAUUUCCCAUUAAAUAAACAGGAGUAAAGCCUUGGAUAGGCAAGUUACAUGGAUUUAGUAUUUCUUUCUAAG
This is a messenger RNA of Quercus robur (English oak), 1691 nucleotides long. RefSeq lists its product as uncharacterized. The transcript has 2 exons. The record is from RefSeq and is a predicted model, not a curated record. The coding region runs from base 130 to 1395 and encodes 421 amino acids. NCBI's taxonomy places the organism in Eukaryota, Viridiplantae, Streptophyta, Magnoliopsida, Fagales, Fagaceae.